CACCGUGCGUAGCCCGGCCACGUAGCAACUAAUGCAGUCUUGCAGAGCACAAACACUUGGAACGAGCAAGCCACAAGGAUUCAGAUUUCAGAGGACAAACCCAAGCAGAGCGUCUGAAAACAUGUCGAACGCCGAGCCGAAGAGCGCCGCUGAGCGGUGGAGGGAGCUCCAGGGUUCGGACCACUGGCGGGGCCUCCUGGACCCACUCGACGCCGACCUCCGGCGCAGCGUCAUCCGCUACGGCGAGCUGGCGCAGGCCACCAACGACGCGUUCAUCCGCGAGCCCUGGUCGCCGCACGCCGGCGCGUCACGGUACAGCCGCGCCUGCUUCCUGGACAAGACGCAGGCGUCGCCUGACCCGGCCGGCCUGUACGAGGUGACCCGGUUCCUCUACGCCACCGCGGGCGCCGCGGGCGUUCCCGAGCGGUUCAUGGCGAAGCCGAAACCCACGAGCGCGCCUCGGGCGGCGUGGAACGGGGAGUCCAACUGGAUGGGGUACGUGGCCGCGGCGACGGACGAUGGCGUGACCGCGCUGGGCAGGCGGGACGUGGUGGUGGCCUGGCGCGGCACGAUGCGGCCCAUGGAGUGGCUGAACGACCUCGACUUCACGCUGGUCCCGGCGGACGGCGUCUUGGCUCCCGGCGACGGGGCGGUGCCGAGGGUGCACAGGGGUUGGCUGUCCAUCUACACGGCGAGAGAGCCGACGUCCAGGUACAGCAAGCUCAGCGCCAGGGAGCAGAUUUUGCAGGAGAUCAGGAGAUUAAUGGACAAGUACAAGGACGAAGACACCGGCAUCACCAUCGUCGGGCACAGCCUGGGAGCUGCUGUCGCGACGCUCAACGCCACCGACAUCGUCUCCAACGUCCUGAAUAACCGACCCGGCAACAACGGCCCUGCGUCGCGCCGUGCCUGCCCCGUCACAGUGGUCGCCUUCGGCUGCCCCCGUGUCGGGGACGCCAGCUUCAAGGCCCUCUUCGACGCGCUUCCCGACCUGCGGCUGCUCCGCGUCUGCAACGCGCCGGACGUCGUCCCCGUCUACCCGCCGAUGGGGUACGCGGAUGUCGGCGUCGAACUGGCCGUGGACACGCGCCGGUCGCCGUACCUCAAGUUCCCGGGGACCCAGGCGGCGUGGCACAGCCUGGAGUGCUACCUGCACGGCGUGGCGGGGACGCAGGGGAGCCGCGGCGGGUUCAGGCUGGAGGUGGACCGGGACGUGGCGCUGGCGAACAAGAACGUGGACGCGCUGAGGGAGGAGUACCACGUGCCGCCGGCGUGGAGUGUGCAGCGGAACAAGGGCAUGGCGAGGGGCGCCGACGGGCACUGGAAGCUGAUGGAUCACGAGGAAGAAGAGGACGACGAUUGACGCGCGCGGCGCUGGGAUCGUAACGCCACGGCCCGUGUGGCUUGAGUCCGCGACGCAGGACGGCCAGCGUGUGCCAAAGUCAUUCUCGUUUGCCUCCUGCGUACAUGCGAGACCGUUGUUUGUGGGUGAUCAUAUUCAGUGUUGCAACCUCCAAGUUUAUUUUUCGGAAUCACGCAGAACAUGCAGGAGGACCAUAGCUAGUGCAGAACGGGGCGAAUGCCCUAUCCUUCUCGCAAACAAAAGAAGAUGUGCCGAUCUCGACGCCAUAAAUCCAAGUUUCCAUUAUCCAACAUGUGGAGUAUCUACACUCUGCAGUCGCCAUCCUUCAGACCGCAGUCGAAGUAAUGCUAUGCCGUGUGCGGUGGCAAGUCAGCUAACGUGCUCUGCAUAUAUGUUUGCUGAAUGCUGAUGCAGACAAGACUGAGAAGUCUGAUCAGCUUUUGGUUCUCUGGAAGGGAGCUCGCAAAGAUUGUGGAGGAGGAGCAUCAACCACCUGAUUGACCUGAUCUACACAAAACGUCGAUUACAUAUUAUGCAGCGUUUCGAUCUGAUUUCGACUGUGACACGACAGGCAACCUCGGCAACGAAUAUCUGACUCUUCGACUGAGAUCCCGGGUUGUUAAAUGUUAAUGCACGCACGCCUUCGUGCUGAUGCAGCAGACCAUGCAUGGGAAUCAAAAUGGAACAAGGUUUGCAAACGCAUGUCUCAUAUGCAGUGACUGAAAAAAAACGAUGCAUAUUGAUCAGCCAGAGGAGACAUGCUCAUACGCAAGACAUCUCAGACAGAUGGAUGGAACGCGGUCCACGUGUAGUAGGUUCUUCAGGAACCGCGGUGCAGAUGUACGCGCCCGGCCGGCACUGACACUGUGAGCCGUGGCCUCCAUGGUCGGUGACCAUCGUCUCUAACACUACCCAAGCGUGGUCACCAUCGCAUCAUCACCGCAGAUUCACAGUCCACAGCUACCACUGUCCGACGCAGCCUGAGCAGAAAAGGUUUCCCCUCCACGGCGCA
Messenger RNA from Phragmites australis (common reed), 2375 nucleotides. Its product is annotated as phospholipase A1-II 4-like. Gene Ontology annotation, molecular function: glycerophospholipid phospholipase A1 activity. Gene Ontology annotation, biological process: lipid metabolic process. NCBI's taxonomy places the organism in Eukaryota, Viridiplantae, Streptophyta, Magnoliopsida, Poales, Poaceae. The record is from RefSeq and is a predicted model, not a curated record. The transcript has 2 exons. Bases 32 to 1363 code for a protein of 443 amino acids.